Helicoverpa zea (corn earworm) is the source of this 2757-nucleotide messenger RNA. It is a transcript of the gene Lk6, whose product is annotated as MAP kinase-interacting serine/threonine-protein kinase 1-like. Lineage: Eukaryota; Metazoa; Arthropoda; Insecta; Lepidoptera; Noctuidae. Gene Ontology annotation, cellular component: cytoplasm; nucleus. The coding region runs from base 326 to 1723 and encodes 465 amino acids. The transcript is spliced from 7 exons. Gene Ontology annotation, molecular function: calcium-dependent protein serine/threonine kinase activity; calmodulin binding; calcium/calmodulin-dependent protein kinase activity. The record is from RefSeq and is a predicted model, not a curated record. Gene Ontology annotation, biological process: intracellular signal transduction; protein autophosphorylation; peptidyl-serine phosphorylation.
ACUCGAACGACUCCUCAGUUGGAUUUAAGAACAUCGGACGGGCGGGCGUGUGUAGGAUGGAUCGCUAACGACACCAACAGUUUUUUUCAUUCCGCCUUCUAGCAGUGUUUGUUUAUUACCUUCCGGCACAUUUUCCGUAAAUCCUUCUCGACCGUGGUGCUUUAUAAUUUAAUUUAGGCGUUUUUUUUUCUAUCUUAACUUUAACGCCGUUCCGAUUUCACGUCGAGAAGGCGGCCGCCACAAGUUUGAAAGCGGCUUUUCAAGAGUAGUACACCUACUCGUUAUAAUUCUCAAUAUCGCUGCAUCAACGCAUCAAGCAAUCAGGAUGGUGAAGAAGGUAUCAGAAGAGAGUGUGGAUAGCGGUGUGGGCCGCUGCAGCAGCCAGUCGGGCAGUGAGCGCGAAUCGGACGAGAGCCCCCGAGGCAACGAGCCGUCAGCUCCCGUCCCCAUCCCCGACAGUGAGGACUUGCAGCGGCGCAAGGAAGAGGCGCGCAGGAAGCGCCGUAGGAAGAAGCGCUCUGGGAGCUCCGUUGUCACGUCAUGUUUCCAAGACCUCUACAAGCUUACAGGCGAGGUUUUAGGCGAGGGCGCGUACGCCUCGGUACAGACGUGCGUCAACAUCUACACGGGCCAGGAAUUCGCAGUGAAGAUCAUCGACAAAGUGCCGGGGCACGCCCGCGCCAGGGUGUUCCGCGAGGUGGAGACCUUCCACUACUGCCAGGGACACCCGAACAUAAUCCAGCUCAUUGAAUUCUUUGAGGACACAGACAAGUUCUACCUUGUCUUCGAGAAGAUCAACGGCGGUCAGCUUCUGUCGCGCAUACAGGAGCACCACUAUUUCUCAGAGCCGCAAGCGGCAGAGAUCGUGCGUGAGAUAGCGAACGCUUUACAUUUCCUCCACGGUAAAGGUGUCGCACACCGCGAUCUCAAGCCAGAGAACAUAUUAUGCGUCCACCGUGAUAGACUUUGCCCAGUGAAGAUAUGCGACUUCGAUCUCGGGAGUGGAAUCAGUUUCACUUCGAGCCUAGCGAGCCCGCUGGCGACCCCGCAGCUUAUGACGCCAGUGGGCAGCGCGGAAUUCAUGGCGCCCGAAGUGGUGUCCCUAUUCGCGGGUUCGGCAGCGAAUCAUUACGACAAGCGGUGUGACCUGUGGUCGCUGGGCGUGAUCGCAUACAUCCUGCUGUGCGGGUACCCGCCGUUCCGAGCCGACUGCGGCUCCGACUGCGGCUGGGAGCGCGGCGAGAACUGCCGCGCUUGCCAGGAGUUGCUCUUUAACUCUAUUCAGGAGGGACGUUACACGUUCCCCGAGGAGGAGUGGGGCGACAUCUCGAGCGACGCGAAGGAUCUAAUCCGGCAGCUGUUGGUGCGCGAGGCGUCUCACAGGCUCAGUGCCGAACGCGUGUUGACGCACCCCUGGCUGCGGCGGGCGGAUCCUAAUGCGAUCCACCCGCAGCUGCAGACCUCGCUCAAUAUUAAACGCAACAUGUCAGCGCGCAACCUGUCGAACUUCGCGGAGUCGGCGAUGGCGGUGAACCGGGUGAUCCAGCAGCACUUCUCCAUGAACUACUCGUACAUGGAGCCUGAGCGGGCGCGGGCGCUGCGCGGCAGCAAGUCGCAGCAGCCGGCGCCGCUGCUGGAGUGCCCGCUGGGGCUGUCGCCGCCCGCCGACUCGGAGCUGCUGCGGCGCCGCCUGGCCGACGCCACGCUGCUGCCCGUGCACUAGCCUUCGCUGACGUAGCGCCGCCCGAGCGAAGCCGCACCCCAUUUAUUUGAGCCUUUUAAAGAUAUAUUUUUAUGAGUAAACAAACGACUGAGUAGAUUUAUCGAUAUGUAGAGUAUUCGUGAGUUUAUGUUGAGGCGCGGCGCUAGCGCCUACAGACCGACGACGGUCGAUAAAAAUCGUAUUAUACCGAGAUAGUUCCGCCGAUCUACGUACUUUACGUCUUGUGUCGAUUACGGGGAUGAAAAAAUGUUUAUGUUUUGGAUUUAUAAAAUCCGCGUUUCGAAAUUGAGCUUAUGUAUUCGUGUAAUCGCCUUUAGUUUGUGGCCUAUCCUUUGCAAUAAAUAUAAAUUAUGUAAUUUUCGAUGGCGUUUUUGGAUACUAGUCUGUUUAUGUGAUUGUUUUUUGCAUUUUUACCAACGAUGGAAAACCACAUCUCAUUAAUUAAGAUUGAAUCAACCUAAUAUUUAUAUAAGAGAGUUAAGGGCAAUAUGUGACAUUAUUCCGAGAGGUGCAAGUGUAUAUAGUAGGUCGUUACGAUAUAUCGUUUGGAUCGUUACAUAAUACUUUACGGUAAUAGAGUAAGCCUUGCUUGUGAUGUCGCGAGUGGCACUUGUGAACUGAACUGAAUGCAAUGUCAUGUAUGACUCGAGCUGUUGGUACAUAUGUUAAGUGUUGCAUGGGGUUCCAUGGAGCUGCCAUAACUUUGUGAUCAGUUUGAAUACUUUUAUAUUGCUGAACGAAUGAAGUGUUGAAAUAAUGUUAAGAGUAGACCUGCUAGACUGUAACCCUGCGUACGACGUUGAUUGGAGAAAGAUUCACUAAGCGCAUUUGUUUGGCCGUUAUCCUUUACGAGAAUAAACAAAUUUUAUUAUAUUUUUCAAAUGUAAAUUUAUAUUCUAUUACUAUUAUUGUGAUCCGGUGGCUUUAUCCAAUCAAUUCUAAAACUUAACUUACGCAAUACUUUGUUAAAAUUUUGUUUUCGACUAAAUCAUUGAUACGGAUUUAUCAUUGAAAUACAGAUGUUUGAAUUUUUA